This is a messenger RNA of Cynara cardunculus var. scolymus (artichoke), 1377 nucleotides long. RefSeq names its product protein trichome birefringence-like 34. The record is from RefSeq and is a predicted model, not a curated record. Bases 1 to 1377 code for a protein of 458 amino acids. The transcript has 7 exons. Gene Ontology annotation, molecular function: O-acetyltransferase activity. NCBI's taxonomy places the organism in Eukaryota, Viridiplantae, Streptophyta, Magnoliopsida, Asterales, Asteraceae. Gene Ontology annotation, cellular component: Golgi apparatus.
AUGGAGAAGAAGAAACAGUUGAUAGGAAUAUGGGAUGUGAAGCAUAUGUUUGAAAGCAGUGUCAUCAUGUUCUUCAUAAUUGCCACAAUAAUAGCCUUUUGUUAUACCAUGUAUGAAGAAGACAAGAGUAGUCCUCCCCCACCCCCACUAGUUGUUAACACUACCGCUGCUUAUGUUAAUUAUGAUUCAUUGGAUGGGUGUGAUUUGUUCUCUGGCAAAUGGGUCCAUGACAACCACUCUUAUCCUCUCUACAAAGAACUCGAAUGUCCCUAUAUUACUGGUGAGUUUGCUUGUCAACAACAUGGAAGAAUGGAUUCAAACUAUCAACAAUGGAGAUGGCAACCCCAUGCAUGUAACCUUUCAAGGUUUGACGGAAAAGAAGUUUUGGAGAAGUUGAAGGGUAAAAGGGUAAUUUUCGUAGGGGAUUCGGUGAAUAGGAACCAAUGGUUGUCAAUGGUUUGUAUGCUUCAAUCAGUCAUCCCUCUUGGAAAGAAGAGAAUGCAGAAAGUCCGUAAUGUCUCCUUGCUCACCUUCAAGGCACUUGAGUACAAUGUUUCAGUUGAUUUUUAUUGGGCUCCAUUGUUGGUGGAAUCUAAUGCUGACCAUCCAUCAAUGCAUAAAACAAAUGAUCGUAUAGUUCGAAUUGAAUCCAUAGAGAAACAUGCUAAACAUUGGGUUAAUGCAGAUGUACUAGUCUUUAACUCGUACCUCUGGUGGAGAAUGCCUGAAUUGAAAAUAUUGAAUGGAUCAUUUGAAGAACCCAAACAAUACAACAUAGUUGAUAACCACCAAGGUUACAAUAUGGUUCUAGAAAUAUGGUCAAAUUGGUUGUAUACUCAUAUCAAUCAUACCAGGACCCAAUCAUAUUUCAUGAGUAUGACUGCAACUCAUCACAGGGGCAAAGAAUGGGGUAUGAAAGGAGGGCAGAAUUAUUCAACUAUUCCUACUUCAGAUAAAACAGAACUAAGUGCUAGAAAUCUAUCUGGACCUGCUGAAUUUGAAAGAAACAAAGUUUGGAGAGUGGUUCCAAAGUCUAAGGACAAAUCUGUUAUUGAAACAAAGUGGGUCUUCAUAAACAAGAAAUAUGUUGAUGGGAUAGUUGUCAGAAACAAAGCUAGACUAGUUGGAAAGAGUUAUUGUCAACAAGAAUGGAUAGACUUUGAUGAUACUUUUGCAUCAGUUGCUAGGGUUGAAGCCAUUACGAUAUGUUUGGCUUAUGCAGCACACACAAAAUUUAAAGUAUUUCAAAUGGAUGUGAAAUCUGCAUUCUUGAAUGGUGUGCUAUAUGAAGAAGUGUCCAUCAUCAGCCUGAAGGAUUUGAAGAUCCUAAGCAUCGAGAUUAUGUAUAUGUUUUGGGCAAAGGUUUGUAUGGACUAA